Messenger RNA from Dioszegia hungarica, 3420 nucleotides. RefSeq lists its product as uncharacterized. The record is from RefSeq and is a predicted model, not a curated record. The transcript has 3 exons. The coding region runs from base 1 to 3420 and encodes 1139 amino acids. Lineage: Eukaryota; Fungi; Basidiomycota; Tremellomycetes; Tremellales; Bulleribasidiaceae.
AUGGUCUCUGCGCUCAGACAGCAGCGCUCCCAGCCCUUCCCAUCGCCUGACUCGGGCGAAGAGCCCAGAUGGAGCGGGAAGAAUCUCCCAGCAAAUGGGUACAGCUCCCUCUUCACUUCUGGCCUGAUGCGGUCCUCUCGCUCCCCUCUUACCCCUCCCCCGCCUAUCCGGACUUCAUGCUACCGGACUCCACCCCGCCUCUCCCCUUCUAUCGACAUCGACAUGUCAUCCCCUGCCCCCGCUCCGGCAGUCUCAACCUCGUCGGCGGACACGCUCCCCUUUCCCCAAGCGGCACCAUACCGCCCCUCCCGCUCCCCGCAGGAAACCCAGCGCCCCUCACCCGCCCGCCGACUCCCCUCCUCCCCGUCCAAGCUACGCGCUCCACCCGCCAUCGCAGCCGAUCGGGCACUCACGGACGUCAUACACAAGCUCCGGCUCUACGCCUCGAACCUCUCCCCAGCUAAAGCAGGCGCUAACUUUGCGUCCCCGUCUCCCGCAAAACAGAGCAGGUGGUCCUCGUCGUCCGAGGAGUCGAAUGCGAACACGGGGGAGGAGGAACGAGGCGAGGCGUUCUGGAGGCCGAGGAAGAGCGGGGAGAGUACGCGCAGCAAGGCGAGCAAAGUCAGUAAGGCGGGGACGGUGAGGUCUGUGAAGAGCAAAAAGAGCGUGUGGAGCUUGAAGAGCAGGCGGUCGGAGGAUGGGGAGAGGCCAGAGCACGGAGAGGAGAGACCGCCGAUGCCGAGCAGGAAGGAUGUGCCUGUGUUCGAGGGGGUGGGGAUGAAGGGGAAUGGAAAGGGGAAGAAUGUGGAGCAGAGACAGCGGUACGGCCAAGAGGCGGGGAUGGAGCAGGGUCAGCAAGCGCAGAUGCCGACUACACCAGGGAGGGGGAGGCGGGUCGUGGAGGGCCUAGCGAGGCGAUUAGGGUUGACGCCAAAGAAGAAGAACAUUCCACCUACACCGUCUCGCUCCGGCGUACACACUGGCCAAAUGGCCCCUCCCCCUCUUCCAACAGCUAUCGCCGGACCGACCCUACCCCUGCCCUCCACUUCCACCUCUACCUCCACGUCAGCUCCCACACCGGUCGACCCAAACCUCCCCCAACCUACCGGCGAGCGUAACAUCCGGAAAUCCUCCUUAUCCACCCUCCGCUCCUUAGCCAAAAAAACAUCCACAGGCACCCUUCGGUCCGUUCGGUCCAUAUACGGCCACCCACCCUCGUCGUCCUCUACUCUCCCCGAGCCGCCUAUGCCAUUCACAUCCGCAUCUAUAUCGACACUGGCCUUCCCGCCGGCCUUACCGCCGACCACUCCGCGCCGGCCCGCUCUGGGUAAAAAGGGGAGCAUGGGACCUAUAGGCCAACCGAAAGCUGCGCGGCCGAGCUUCAGCCCGAGUUUGUUUGAUAGUGUGCCGAGGAGGGCGCCAAAGACGCCGGAUAGGUGUGAGGAGGGCGCCCCGGCUGGGUCUGUGGCUGAGGCUGGGGUUGGACCGGGUGGAGAGGGGGACAGGGAGGGGAUGAAGAUGAUGGACGUGGACGAAAUCAUCACUUUCGCAUCUACAUCCUUCCCAUCUCCUCCGCAUACAGGCCUUACCCCGGUCGAUACUUUACCGGCCACUUUGGACAAUUCGGUCGGCCAAGCGGAAUAUACCCUCGACUCGACCUACUCCCCAGCACUCUCCACACCCCGCGCGCUUGCGCUCGGCGAGUCCUCCCCCGUCGACCCGAUCGAGGAGGAUAUCGACAUGGACACAGAGUUCAACUUUCACGAGUUCCUCACUUCGACGCCGGUCUCGCAGCGACUCGGACUCGGGCAGCACCGGGACGGUAAUUCUUACUCGACCGCUAUGGGGUGGGAUACUCCUCCGGGACCGGUACUGGCAGGAGGAGCGGCUGGAGCUGGAGCCGGAGCUGGAGCUGAAGUCAGGGGGACACCACCCCUGACGCUCAAGGCAGCUCGUGCCCAACUGUCCGGGUCGGCGGAGAAGGGGACAUUGGGAGGCGGGAAGACAAAGUCGAGGUUGAUGGACCUCCUCCCGACGUACAGUCGACACGCGGGCAUGUACACGGGGUCUUCGGAUACCGGGUCCGCUCUGGAUCCUGCCCCGCAUGCGGCGGUGGCGGGAGCAUACGGCUCGGACGGGGCAGCGGAGAUGGGGAAGGAGAAGGACAAAGGAGAAGGCGCCAAAGCUCGCUUCAAGAAAUCCUUUUCUCGAUCUCGAACCAACGCGUCUACGCCAGCACUGGUGAACGGUCUCCCAGCCGCGGCGGCUACCGCUCCGCCUGCCCCGGCAGCGCUUCUCCCGCCUAGGACAGCGAGCCGGGUAAGGGUUUACCCUCGAUUGGGGACGUCUACGCAUCCCGCGUCUACGCUUCCGCUCAAUAUCGCUGCCACAACCGCUGCUCGGGAUCCGCUUGGCCCUCUCCCCCUCCCUAAUAUCAAUACCAACACACGCCCCGUCGUCUCGGCAUCUCGCGCCGGACCCUUCAGCCGAGAAGACGUCCCCGUCCCCGCAUCUCAUACCAAACCCCAAUCCACUUCCGUAUCCCCUGCUCCUCACGCCCGCCCAGCUACGUCCAUGGGCCAUCACCCAUCCCACCACCGUACGCGAACACCAUACCAGCACCCUCCUUUUCGACCGGGCACGAGUCUAGCCCACAACAAGCGGGACACGUUCGACGCGGACUCGGAAUUGAACUUUCCCCCUUUCCCUCUGCCACUAGCUGGACCCGGCCGUCAGCGCGUACCCGACUUUUCACGGCCGAUGAGUAAACAAGACCUCUCGUUCGAGUCAUUUAGGACAGCUCGGGCCAACCAACCGGGCGAGGAUGACCUGGCUGUCCCUAUGGAGGUAAGUAUGGACUUUCCUGUUCCAAGUUACGCCAAGGACAAGGACAAGGUCGAGCUGGACCUCGACUUCGAGCAAGGGGACGAGGAGGGGGACGUUGAUGGGGAUCAUACCGGCCAAUACGCGUAUACCCAUUACAACGCCGUCAGCGAGACCAGCCCCACGCAUACCAUCACCGCGCCCCGACCUGCAUCCCUGGAGCUCGUACGGCAAGGAUCGGGCGGACACGAGCGGAUGCACUCGAAUGCGAGCGGGGCGAGCGGGGUGAGCGUUGCGACUGGCGAGACGGGCCUCAGCGGCGUCUCAGGGAUGAGUGGAGUCACCGGGGUCAGUGGGACGAGUGGGACGAGCGGGGGGAGUGGGUGGGAGUUGGAAAGGUAUUUGAGGGAUAUGGAGACGGAUGAGGAUGAGGGGGAAGGAGAAGGGGAGAUGGUGCUCGAUGAGGGGGACGCAAUGGCCUGGGAUCGGGGAAGGGGCUCGGGGGCGCCGGGGACACAUAGGUUGAGAAGGGAGGGGAAGGGGCCGUUUGGGAAAGGCGGGGUGAUACAGCAGGCGAAAUAUGGGAUCAGGAUCUAG